This is a messenger RNA of Megalopta genalis, 3011 nucleotides long. RefSeq names its product jerky protein homolog-like. Gene Ontology annotation, molecular function: DNA binding. The record is from RefSeq and is a predicted model, not a curated record. Gene Ontology annotation, cellular component: nucleus. Lineage: Eukaryota; Metazoa; Arthropoda; Insecta; Hymenoptera; Halictidae.
AUGAUCGAAUUCGCUAUAUUCUGCGUAUUUCACAUUUUCUGCUGACGCAAUGAGUCGUACGUAAUCAAUUCAAUGCGGAAGUAAAAACUACCUUAUUUCAUAUGUAGAACUUAGUAUGUUGUCGAAAAACAACUUAUUUUUAUAAAGUUCAGUUCUUAUCUUACCACUUACAAUAUGAUUGGUAUUCGAUCACCGAAAAAUGUUGCGAAUAUUCAUACAUUCGAAUUAUUUAAAAUGUGUAACUUGUUCUUGGCAAAAGAAAAUUAAUUACAAUAUUUCUUCCACGAAUUUUACAAUGAAGAAACAAGUUUAAUAUGUUUAAAGUAAGAAUAAAAAUUUCUAUAUCAAUAACUGAUAUAAUUUUAUGUUAUUAGUUCUGAAAAGUUAAUAGUAUUUUUUGAAAUGUUCCGAUUUUGCGUAUCAUGAUAAGGAAGCAUUGAAAUAAUAUUUUUUGUUCGUGUAUGAAUUACAUUUUGAACAAUAGUAGCGAAGCCCUGCCAAGUAACUGUACAGCGUCAUUUUACGUGGUAACACAAUGCCGAAACUAGUAGCUACGUUAUCGACAGGUCACGAAUUUAGACCUAGUAGCACAUACCUCCCAGAGGUAUGGGAGUAGAUGUAACCGCAUUCGUGUCAAUAUUGGUUCAAUCUGAACCCUAUUUUCACAUAUUUCUAAACGUUUCAUCUGGCUGCCUUCGGGUUUCUUGCAGCUUCAAUCAAUCUCCACGUGAUGCGACCCGGGCGACCCCGAUCUUCGAUCAAUAAAAUAUUGUAGAUCAAGUAUCAUAGCGAGCCAAUGGCUGUAAUAUAAAAAGUUUAUUCAGUACAAUCUGUAAUAUUAUUUAAUAAUUUGUAUCAAUCAAUUUGGUUAUAGACAGUUAUAACGAAUAACUAAUAGAAUUCGAGGCACAGAAAAACUUUUGAAGUAGAAAUAUUUUGGAAGAUUACUUUGGUGAAUCUCCUUCGUUGCAGACACAUUUCGAAGUUCGUAAAGGUUCUAGCUUCAAAUUUGAAAAAGUCGUUUGAAUAUAGACGCCUUAUGAAUUUGUAGCUUGCAAAUCAUAAAACAUGCCGUAAUACGAAUGAAGUAUACCGAAUACUCGAUCCUCGCUAAAAAGUUUAAAUUUCUUAAACAUCGACACAGAGCGGAGAGGAUCGGUGACUAUAUUUUUCUACGCAUGCGGACUGACAAUUGUUUGCUACAAAAAUUGCGACAAUACUACAAUCUGAAUCGAGAGAGACCAAUAAAAUAUAACUCAUGUAAGAAGUUGAGUUAUGUUUUCAAAUUUUACGGAGUUCGGUCCGGAAGAGAUUGGAGAGUCAAAAUACACAUACAGAUUUGUAUGAUUUCUUUCCAGCCAUGCAAUGACAACUGCACAUAUGUACAUAUAUUAAUCACUUACUAUACUACACAUGCAUACGAUCUGCAUGUAUGUAGACACAUUUCUUGAGUGAAACAUCCUUACAUACAUACAUACAUGCUUUGUCUCUAUAUGAGCCGUGAGCCUAUGCAAAAGGCCUUCUGAGGCUUCUGUGUGCAUUAUAACCUCACUAUAUAUUGGGCAUUGUUUAGCAAACGGUGAUCUGUACUGGCGCAAAACAUAAAUACGUAAUUAUUAUUAAGUAAAAGAAAGUCCUCUAGAAUCUAGAUGACGAAUCAUAACGAGUCCGAAUCAAAUACAAUGGCGAAUAGCACUAGUAUUAGGAAUAGGACCGCGCUCACGAUAGGACAGAAAAUCGAAAUUUCGGAAAAAUUGGAGUGUGGUGCUUCUGUCAGAAAUUUAGCUAACGAGUAUCAGAUACAUCCUACCACUGUACGCCGCAUUCGACGGAAUAUAAUGUCAAUGCAUCAUCUCGCAGAACAAGGGAUGCAAGUAUGGAAACGAAAGAAGUUACGAAAACCUGCGUUCGAGGAUAUAGAAAAUCGUUUAUAUGUGUGGUGGUUGGAACAAAAAACAUUAGGAGACCCAGUCACAGACUUAUUAUUACAUAAUAAAGCGUUAGAGCUGAAUGAGGAAUUCGGUGGACCUUCGACAUUUAAAGCAAGUGCAGGCUGGAUAGCAAAAUUCAAAAAUCGUCAUAAUAUACGGUUGUUGCAUAAAUUUGAAAAACAUGAAGGCGAUGACAUGGUAGAAGAAGAACAUAUAGAACAAGAUAAUAUGGAAGAAGUUGUACUUGAAGAAAAGGCACAAAUUGAAUAUUAUGAAGAAGACACCAGCAAAGUAGAAAUACAACAUGCACUAGAAACACUGUCAAAAUACGCAGAACAAGCACCACGUUUUAUUAAACUUACAGUAGAAAACUUAAAAGAUUAUUUCUUGAGAGAAGAAACUUGAAACAUAACAUCAGAGGAUAUACGAGAAAAUGGGUUAGUCACCAAUUUCAAAAAAGAUAAGUUAUAUUUUUUAAGUAUGUGUAAUGUUCUGUUUUUCUUUUGGUAGUAAUGGUUCAUAUUUAUCUGUUUACAGCAUGAAACAUUCUAAGUGAAGGAAUUGAAACUAUGGGCACCAACUGAACAUGAUGGAUUGGAGUUUCAAGAGACUUUAAAAAUUGGUAUGAAGUUAAAUGAACAUUAUUACAACUUAACAUGUGUUUAGCUACUAAUUAGCGAUGAAAUAACGUAGUUCUGUCAUUGUUUAUUAUCUAGUGCUUCUCUAGAAUCAAAAGAUCCACAAAAGAUGACCAUUAGGUUUGGAACAUCAUUUUUUACUUACAGAUGAGUGAAGUACAUAUUAUAUGUAAAUAUUAAUACAAAUAUUAUUGUAAAUAUUGUAUAAAAUUUGUAUAUAAAUUGUAAUAAUAAAUAAUACUAUACAAUAGAACAUUUUUUAUCAUCUUUAGUAAAGCAAAAACUGGGAUACAGAAUAAAAUUCUAAUUUAAAAGUCACUUCCGAUGAUGAAGCAUCAUGUAUUGAGUACUAUUAGGCUCUGGCUGCUAUACAAUUAUUUUUAAAAAUUAAGGGGUAUUUCAGCAAUACUGUAUUGUACAAUAUUUAAUUUAUGCAACAUAA